AAAUCAUAUUUGGCAAAGAACAGUCAGUUCUACUGCAAACUUCAGACGAAAGAAUCAAAGCACAAAGAGAUUUGUACCAGGAGCAAAGAAUAACAGCAAAGAAGAUAUUCCGCAGAGUUGCACGGGAAACCGUACGGGAUUUGAUUAUUCUUGCGACCAGACAGGCUAUCUCAAGCCAAGAAAAAGGACAGUCAGCUAUUCCCCCGUACAGAUUUACAAAUUACAACACACAGAAAUUGAAAAUACAAAAGAAGGUCAAGGUCAUCAUUGGCUCUGAGAUUGUUCAUUAUUCCCUCACCCUUUCGACCAGACCUGCAAAAUGUGCUGAAGUAGCGUGCAUGGGGAUGCAGGGCUCUUGA
Molecule: messenger RNA, 359 nt
Organism: Saccostrea cuccullata (small rock oyster)
Lineage: Eukaryota; Metazoa; Mollusca; Bivalvia; Ostreida; Ostreidae
Exons: 4
Source: RefSeq, a predicted model, not a curated record